AUGAAUGACGAAGAAUUCGAAGCUGCUGGUCAGCAAAUGCUCAAAUAUGUGAUUGAUUACCACAAGAAUAUCAGGGAACGUCGUGUCAUGCCUGAUGUGCGACCUGGUUUCAUGCGAAAACUCCUUCCCGAUCAUGCCCCACAUACACCAGAAAAAUGGGACCAGUUAUUCAAAGAUAUCGAACGUGUCAUUAUGCCAGGGGUGACCCACUGGCAUCACCCACAUUUCUACGCCUAUUUCCCAACGGCAAAUUCUUAUCCCGCCAUCUUAGCUGACAUUCUCUCUGAUACAAUUGCCUGUAUCGGAUUCACCUGGGCUUCCUGUCCAUCUUGUACGGAAUUAGAAGUCAUUGUAAUGGAUUGGCUGGUUAAAGUGAUGGAUCUUCCUGAAGCGUUCCUUUCGACGUCUCCAGGCCAUGGUGGAGGAGUGAUUCAGGGGACUGCUAGCGAAGCAACUCUUGUUGCUGUUCUGUCAGCAAGGACAAAAUUUAUAAAUAAAAUCAAAGAGAAAAACCCUAGCAUGGAAGAUGGCGUGGCGCUCACUAAACUGAUUGCUUACACUUCAAGACAGUCACAUUCUUCAGUGGAACGGGCAUAUAUGAUUGCGUUGGUCAAGUAUCGAAUCCUAGACACUGAUGAAAAGCAAGCGUUACGUGGGGAUACUCUAAAGAAGGCCAUCGAUGAAGACAGGGCGAAAGGAUUGACGCCAUUUUUUGUAAAUAUUUCAUCUAUCGAUAGAAGUAGGUACCCUAAGCAAUCGUGUAUCCCUGUGAUUAAGAUAUCAAUGUUUAUUUUUCUUUCUCAGGUAUGUGCCACGUUGGGAACCACUUCUUCUUGUGCGUUUGACAACUGUAAAGAAAUUGGAAUUGUCUGCGAACAAGAAAAUAUUUGGAUGCAUAUUGACGCUGCCUAUGCAGGCAGUUCCUUCAUAUGUCCAGAAUAUCGGCCACUCUUGGAUGGCGUGGAACACGCCGAUUCCUUUAACUUCAAUCCACACAAAUGGAUGCAGGUGACAUUUGAUUGUUCAACCAUGUGGGUGAAGAACAGCAAGGACAUAAGUCAGUCAUUUAGCGUCGAACCUGUUUACCUGAAACACGAGAAUGAAGGACUGAUGCCUGAUUACAGACAUUGGCACAUUCCUUUGGGACGACGAUUCCGGUCUUUGAAACUUUGGUUUGUGCUGAGAUUAUUCGGUGUGAAAGGUCUUCAGGAUAUCAUACGACAGAUGGACAAUUAUGCUGUUACACGAUUUGAACAAUUUUUGCUGUUACACACGGUAUCUAUAUAUCUAUAUCUAUCUAUCUAUCUAUCUAUCUAUCUAUCUAUCUAUCUAUACAUACAUAUAUAUAUAUGUGGCAGUAAUGAAAUUAAUGAAAAACUAAUCAAGAGUAUAAAUGAAGAUGGGCGAAUCCACAUGGUCCCCUCCAGAGUGGACGACACUUUCUUUCUGCGUCUCUCUAUUUGUACCACCCGCACUCAGAAUCAUGACAUCGAUUUUGCCUGGAAGGUCGUCUCCGAGGUGGCUGACAAUGUUCUGAAGACGGCGAAGUGA
Acanthosepion pharaonis is the source of this 1551-nucleotide messenger RNA. The record is from the annotation of a GenBank genome assembly. NCBI's taxonomy places the organism in Eukaryota, Metazoa, Mollusca, Cephalopoda, Sepiida, Sepiidae.